UGUUCCUUCAGUGUGAACUAAAUAUGUUGAGUGACAUUGAAACAAAAAGCAAAUGAAGGCAUCUGUGUAUUUAAGAGCUUAAUGCGUAGCUAUUGUUUGAUAAUUUAUAAUAGUGGGUUAUUCAGAUGUCAGGGCGGGGGGAGGUUACCCGGAUGAAGAACACAUGUGAGUUCAGUGUAACUGCAGCAGCUCUAAAGCGGCUCCUUUUCUUACACCAUUCAGUCUGCUGUACUGACGGACACGCGCAUUCCUUCAUUCACCUCCAGAUCACUCUGCAAAAUGCUGCGUUUACCCAGUGUAAUGAAACAGAUGAGGCCAGUGUGCAGGGCGCUGGCCCCACACCUGACCCGUGCGUAUGCUAAGGACGUCAAGUUUGGAGCAGAUGCCCGCGCCCUCAUGCUCCAGGGCGUUGACCUGCUGGCUGAUGCUGUGGCCGUCACCAUGGGACCAAAGGGUCGCACCGUUAUCAUUGAGCAGAGCUGGGGCAGCCCUAAAGUCACCAAAGAUGGUGUCACAGUUGCCAAAAGUAUCGACUUGAAGGAUAAGUAUAAGAACAUCGGGGCCAGGCUGGUACAGGACGUGGCCAACAACACAAAUGAGGAAGCUGGAGAUGGCACCACAACCGCCACAGUUUUGGCCCGUGCUGUUGCCAAGGAAGGAUUUGACACCAUCAGCAAAGGCGCCAACCCUGUGGAGAUCCGUAGAGGAGUCAUGCUGGCGGUGGAAGAAGUCAUCAAUGAACUCAAGAAACUCUCCAAGCCGGUCACAACACCAGAGGAAAUUGCUCAGGUGGCCACUAUUUCUGCCAAUGGAGACACUGAAGUUGGUAACAUCAUCUCCAAUGCUAUGAAGAAAGUGGGCCGCAAGGGUGUUAUUACAGUGAAGGAUGGUAAAACCCUACAUGAUGAGCUUGAACUCAAGAAACUCUCCAAGCCGGUCACAACACCAGAGGAAAUUGCUCAGGUGGCCACUAUUUCUGCCAAUGGAGACACUGAAGUUGGUAACAUCAUCUCCAAUGCUAUGAAGAAAGUGGGCCGCAAGGGUGUUAUUACAGUGAAGGAUGGUAAAACCCUACAUGAUGAGCUUGAGAUCAUUGAGGGCAUGAAGUUCGACCGUGGCUACAUUUCUCCUUACUUCAUCAACACAGCUAAAGGCCAGAAGUGUGAGUUCCAGGAUGCUUACCUGCUUCUGAGUGAGAAGAAGAUCUCCAGCGUACAGAGCAUCGUGCCAGCACUGGAACUUGCCAACCAGCAUCGCAAGCCUCUGGUCAUCAUUGCUGAAGAUGUGGACGGAGAGGCACUCAGCACUCUGGUCCUCAACAGGUUGAAGGUUGGACUUCAGGUCGUUGCAGUUAAGGCUCCAGGAUUCGGGGACAACAGGAAAAACCAGCUGCAGGAUAUGGCAAUUUCCACUGGAGGCACGGUGUUUGGUGAUGAGGCUGUGGGUCUGGCCAUAGAGGAUAUCCAGGCACAUGACUUUGGCAGAGUCGGCGAGGUCAUUGUGACAAAGGAUGACACGAUGCUCCUCAAAGGCCGUGGUGAUUCAGCAGCCAUUGAGAAGCGUGUGAAUGAGAUCGCUGAACAGCUGGAGAGCACUAACAGUGACUACGAGAAGGAGAAACUCAACGAGCGUCUGGCCAAGCUCUCCGAUGGAGUGGCUGUGAUUAAGGUUGGAGGAACAAGUGACGUUGAAGUGAAUGAGAAGAAAGACCGCGUCACUGAUGCGCUGAAUGCCACUCGAGCUGCUGUGGAGGAGGGAAUAGUUCUUGGAGGAGGAUGUGCCCUGUUGCGCUGCAUCCCAGCCCUGGACAACAUCAAGCCAGCCAAUGAUGAUCUAAAGAUUGGUAUCGACAUCAUUCGCAGAGCGCUUCGUAUUCCUGCAAUGACUAUUGCCAAGAAUGCAGGAGUUGAGGGCUCUCUGGUGGUGGAGAAGAUCUUGCAGAGCGCUCCAGAGAUUGGAUAUGACGCUAUGAAUGGUGAAUAUGUCAACAUGGUCGAAAGAGGCAUUAUUGACCCCACAAAGGUCGUGAGGACUGCUCUGCUAGAUGCUGCAGGCGUUGCAUCUCUGCUGUCUACUGCUGAAGCCGUUGUCACCGAGAUACCAAAGGAGGAGAAGGACAUGCCGGCUGGAGGAAUGGGAGGCAUGGGUGGCAUGGGAGGCAUGGGAUUCUAAACCGAUCUGCACCGACGUUAGUGAAAGGGUUGUGGGCAGGUGACAUGAUAUGCCCCUCCCUUUCGAACCUGCCGAAAUUGAGUACUGGUGGUCUGAUCAUGGAGCAAAAGAAAUGGACCUUACAGUCUCCCAUCCUUCCACCGCUAUGUCCAAUCUUAUCUCUCUACUCAUGGCUGAAGACGUCACCCUACCGCUUUAAAGACAAGUUCUUGAUAAUGUGACCAGGGAGAGUCUGUCUGCCUUUGUUAUAUAACAUUGUGCUCACCAAGUCUAAUGGGAAAGUGCAUUUAACAUUGCAUACUGUCAUGCUGUUGUGUUGUACGAAUGUCAUUGUCCGUAUAGCUGGUUUUGAAUCAGACCAUCUGAAGGGGCUUUAAAAGCCAGAUGUUCAGGUUAAAGUUUGUAUUAAUGAGCAAGAAAGUAGUAGGAACUUUGACCAGUUGUAUCUAAAAAAAAAAAAUCCACUUCAUUGAUCAGUUCAUUUUGUUUUGUACACUGUUCAUUUUCAUAUAAAAAUAAACCCCUCAUUUGAGGAUUACACAACUGUGACGAAGCAAGUACUUGUUUUGCCUUCAAUUGUUACUUUAGUUUUUCUCACGGAAUAGAAAUAUGUUGAUAUCAGCUUAAAGAAUUGUGAUGUUUUCCUGUGUUUCUGGUUUCGUUUCUUAAAGGGAUAGUUCUCCAAAAACAAAACAAAACUCAUUUACCCACCUUCAUGUUUUUCUAAACCUGACUUUGUUUUUUUUUCUGUGGAACACUAUAUAUUAUAUUUUGAAAGUCAAGAGAGGUCCAAAACGACAUUCAACAGCAUGUUGGAGACUUUUUUUUUUUUUUUUCAAAAUCUCUUUUGGUUGAUGACAAUUUUCAUUUUUUAGUGAACUGUCCCUUUAAAAUCUGAGGGUUGAACAUCUUUUGGUCAAGAUUAGAGUUUGGUAGGAAGGUUGAGUGGAGGGAUGGGUGAACUUGUUGCACAGCAGUUUUUACAACAGCCAUGCAAGUGUAUGCCCAACAAAAUAUUGAAUACAAUUAGUGCGAAGUCAUUCUAAAGAUCUAACUUUUGAGUAGUGGUACAGUAUAGUGUUUAAAAAAAAAACUGUUUAUUAAGAGAAUUACUUGUUUUUAAAGCUACAUUCUCUAUGAAUGUGCAACAAUGAUCAUUCAACAAUGUUUUGUACAAUAUAGUCAUUAAUUCUGUAUUUUUUAUUUAAUAAAAUUCAGUGUUCACAAAGAAA
Molecule: messenger RNA, 3404 nt
Organism: Sinocyclocheilus rhinocerous
Lineage: Eukaryota; Metazoa; Chordata; Actinopteri; Cypriniformes; Cyprinidae
Product: 60 kDa heat shock protein, mitochondrial-like
Exons: 13
Coding region: 280-2172 (630 amino acids)
Biological process (GO): protein refolding
Molecular function (GO): ATP-dependent protein folding chaperone; ATP binding
Source: RefSeq, a predicted model, not a curated record